Pseudo-nitzschia multistriata is the source of this 2597-nucleotide messenger RNA. Lineage: Eukaryota; Bacillariophyta; Bacillariophyceae; Bacillariales; Bacillariaceae. The record is from the annotation of a GenBank genome assembly.
AGAAGAGGAAGCAACCACAACAUUUGUGACGAAACCGAUUGUAUCAUAGUCUCACGAAUUGAAUCACGAACAUAGCAUUCGCGAAGGAAAAAGGGCAACAAAUACAACCUCUCGACAACAACAAUGGACACCGCGAGUCCUGUGGACGUCGCACAGCAGCUUGUUUCCGACCUGGAAGGCCUCGCGGUUUCGGCAACCGCUCCCUCCUCCCCACAGCUGCUGCCCUCGCUCCAGCAAUUUUACCGGCUGGGUUUGGUGCUCUUUCGGAUACUCGACGACAACAACGGCGAUGGCCAUCCGGUCGCAAUCGCCUACCGGAAACUCAUCGAGAGCCUCUCCGAAGAAAUGCUCGAGCCGGUAUUUCGCGACCUCCGGCGGGCUUCCGGGCGGCUCCUCGCAAGCGGAACCGUUCGGGUCGAAACCGACCUGGCCCGGGCGGCCCGUUCGGUGGCCGGCCUUGUGGGCGCCUUUUCCGACGGCGGCGCCCCGGAUCCGACUUGCGGGGACGGCAAGUACCGAUCCGGCAGGAGCCGUCUGUGCCGCCUGGCGUACGACCACGAAUGGACCUCGACCCUGGCGGCCUUUUACGAUCGGUUUGUCGUGGCGGAGAAGCGGCAACAGCGGGAUGCAUUGCCGGAUCCGGAUUCGAGCGCCUCGGAGAUGGAGACCAACAAGACCGCCGUCUUGUCGUGUCUGUCGCGGAUGUUGCUGGAUGGAUUGAUCCUGCCGGUACCCUUCCACAGAAAGAGAAAGAAUGCACCGAACACGCCACCGGUGGAAGAAUCCCUCCUGGAGGCCAUCCGUUCGAUGGAAGAAGAAUCCAUCGAUUGCCUCCGAGACCUGCAGGAGUGGCAGCUGCUGGGGGGAGAUCCCUUUCGACGGACGCUGGAAGAAUCCCUCUCGCACAUUGGGGGCAACCGCCACCGGCGGGGUGACGAUGACGACGACGACGACGACGACGACGCCAUCCUGGAACGGGCACAGCAACGAGAAUACAUUGCGAGCAUGCUGGAGUCGGCGAGGGGGCAGCCAUCGUCCAUGGCGGUGGUCAGGGAAGCCCCAACGUCCAAACCAAAGACCAACACCGGUGCCCCAUCCAAGCGGCAAGCACCACCGGCCGAGACCGAACUGGACCGCCGGGUGAAACAGGUCCUGCAGGUCUUGCCGCACUUCGGAGAGGGCUUUGUGGAGGUUGCCCUCGGCCUCUACAAGGGCGACGUGGAAGCUACCGUUGCGACCCUCCUCCAGCACCCGGCCGACGGGGACAGCGCCGACCCAGGUUACCCGACCGCCCUCCGGAUGCUGGAUCCGAAACUCCCCCGCCGCAAGCGAGAAUUCGUUGCCUACCAGACCGCGGAGGAGGAGGCCGCGAGCGCCCGGGAAGCACGGGCCGACGUGAAAGAACGGCUCGCCCUGGAAGAAAAGCAAAAGCGGGAGGAGUACGAGGCCCUGGUAGUGGUGUCCGCGUCGGCGUCGGCGGAUCCUCCUCCUCCCAAGCCAGUCGACGGUGGCGGUGGCUCCCCGACCGACCAGCCCAAACCAGGUGCGGCGCGCAAGCUUACCCGAAAGGAACUCCGCCAGCAAAAGCUCCGGGAACAGCACCGGCGCGUCCUUGCCGACGAGUACAACGACGACUACGACGAUCAAUACGACGAGGUCGACAUCAAGCUCGGAGCGGCCGACGAUGGGUUCACGACGGACCACACCAGUGCCGCUGGUUCUGCAAACAACAUGACGUACGAACAGAUCAAGCUCUAUAACAAAAUCGUUCAGGAAGACAUGUCCGAUGCUUCCUUCUGGGAAUCGAACCGAAACACGAACAAAAAGGGUUCGAACAACGCUGGGAAUAACAACAACAACAACAACAACAGCAACAACAACAACAACACCGAUGGCGAGGCAUCGAAAAAACAGUGGGGACCGGAUAAGAUAAAGGGAGGACGGAUCAUUGGCGCCGAUGGAAAGAUUGUUCGAAAGCCGGGUGGCGUACGAAAAAAGAAAAACGGCAACAACAAACAGAACAACAACAACAACAACAACAACAACAACAACAACAACAAUACCAAAAAGGGCCAAGGAGGAAACUCAAACAGCAACAACAACAGUAACGGUGGAAAUGGCGGUGCCGGUUCGAGUGGAGCAGGGAACAAUAACAAUAACAAAAAGAAACCACGCACCAAACCAAAAUCAGACAAUCGUGUCAAUCGACAACGAGACCGUAAGAUGAAUAAGCAGGGAGCUUUCGGAGUGCAAUGAUGAUAACGAAACAAGUUUUGAAACAUCAGCCUAAGCUACACAACGUUCAUCCAUUCAGACCGAGGUACGAUGCUGUUGCAUCCUAGAUGACCUCGUGGAUACUUUAUCGGCUUGAAGCAAUUCGAUCACCAGGGGAAAAACCCUCGGCUGAGGAAAGAACAGCCGCCACGCCAUGUCCGUCUCGACACGAACACAUGGGUGCAAUUUUUAUAGAACGUGCGCCGUUGCGGUCAGUCGCCAAAUGCAUCAUCUUUCGACGAAAUCUUACCAAAAGAAGACGAAAAACACAAACGCCAAAUCCGAAAAGCUGAACAACAGCACAAUCAACAGCACAGUAGCCU